UCUUUACGACAUAAAAACAGAAAUACUAAGUUUAAGGCAGAAAAAUAUACUAAUGUGCUUCCCAUAGUGGUCACUAGUGACAGGACUUCAGCUAUAUUGAGUGGGGUUUCAACAGGCAGCCAUGAAAAUGUCAGUGAGAAAAAAAAGCGUGACAUUUAUUUGCCUUUGUUUUAAAGAUUUAACCUUAAGAAAAAAAUCUGAAAGAAAAUUGCCUUUUCGUCUUGUGCUGAAAGUAAACUACUUAAUAGUAUUUAGACACAAGACUACUGAAUACUGCGCAUAGAUUUUCAACGAAAUGUUGGUUCAUGCAGAUCCAGUUUUCAGAUCCGCUCCAUUUUUCUUGAUUUUUAGCAACAGAAUUUCACAAAAGCACAACAUGAACAUCCGUGAUAAAACAUUCUGAAUUAAUUCAAAAAAUUAUCUUACAAUUAAAUGUACGUAAACGAGAGCUAAUAUAAAAUACUGGAUAACUUGUGCCCGAUUAUUUUUGUAAUUCGAAAUGGAACUGUAUUUUGUAAAGCUAUGGGGGACGAAUUUAAUGAACGUACCUAUCAGGGGUCACCUAUUUUCUUCCCCCCAAAAAAUGUAAAUGAAAGCGAUCAUUUAGUAAAUUCAUGGCAUUUCGAGAAUUCAACAGUGCUUCUUGUUCGGCGAUUUUACAUUAUGAGGAGGAAGAUUUGUCUGGAACCCAGAACAGCCCGGACAUUUCUCCGGUGGCUGUCUUCGUUUGCCUGUCGGCCUGGUCCGGAUGGUUCUUCAUGGCAAAACAAACAGCAACGAUCUCUGAAAAACAAGAUAAGAAACACAGGUAAAAGCAGGAGACAGCCAUGUCCAGCAGUCCUCGAUCAUUUUGACCAGCAGUACAGUGAAGAACUGGGAGACUUGUGGGCCUCUGCAAGAGCAGUGCUGCUGGACCCUCCGUCCUGGCAGUAUGGGGUCAUGUUGAACCGCUUCAGCUCUGUGACAGAUAUCACACAGAUUCUUCAGUCUCAGGGCUUUUCAUCACUGCUGCCACAGACAGACGUCUCAGAGCUGCUUCAUAACAAUGACUCCGCUGUGUCUAAUUCUCCACGUCAGGAAGGAAAAGACACUCUCUCACCUCAUUUCUCAAAACGCCCUCCUGAGGACGUUGGUCUCCUGCCCUACACUACCUCUCAUGCAUUCAGUCAGGCCCAUCAGUCUGAGCGUCCACCCAAAUUUCCUCCUUCCUCAUUACAAUGUUACGUCCACCCACACCCCCUGCGAUUUCCCUCGCAGGCCCACCGGCCGGGCCAGCUGAAGCAGUACUACCUCCUGAAUGCUGCCUCGCUUCUUCCAGUGCUGGCUUUGCAAGUGAGAGAUGGUGAUAAGGUUCUGGAUUUGUGCUCUGCCCCCGGAGGCAAAGCUGUCGCCAUAAUGCAAAGUGCAACUCCAGCUCUUCUCUGCUGUAAUGAGCCAGAUCCUCACAGACGGGACUGGCUGGCCAAAACCCUGGAGUCCUUUCUGCCUUCCUCCCUUUGCAGCAGAGUGAUGGUGUCUGCACAGGACGGCCGCUUCGUUGGGCAAAGCGAAGCCGGUUUUUAUGACAAGGUUUUAGUUGAUGCUCCUUGUUCUAAUGACAGGAGCUGGCUGCAUUCUAGCGACAAACUCCGGGGGCAACAGAGACUAGAAGACAGAGCCAGGCUGCCGGAGCUACAGACUCAGCUUCUAAGGUCCGCUAUAUCUGCAGUGCGUCCGGGGGGUGUUGUCGUCUACUCAACCUGCACACUGUCAAGCUUGGAGAACUGCGCUGUAGUUGAGGCGGUGCUGAAAGACUUCCCUGAUGCUGAAGUUGAAAAUCUGUGGGAAGAGAUCGCUUUGCCUCUGUCAAAAUACUUUGCCGUUAUUUCACUCCCUGGUCAGAAACAGACAGAGCCCAAGCCGUCCCUGCAUCCACUGAUUGGCUCUGCAUCCACUUUUCAUCAUAAGCUCGGCAUUCUGGUGGUUCCCCAGCCUGGCAGGACCUGGGGGCCAAUGUUUUUGUCUCGAAUUAGAAAAAAGAGAUAGAGUCUGACCGCCAGAACAAAGCAGAUAGGUGAAAUGCUACUUCUCCGAGUCCUGUAUCAAUUCUUGAACGUCUUUUAGCACAAAACUAUAGAAGUUUAGACAUUCAGAUGUAAACACAUCAGAGCAUAAAGGUUUUAUAAAAUUUCUAAGGUAAGGAACACUAUUUGUAGUUGAAGUUCAUCUGUCUAAGAGUGCUGUGUGAGAUUUUACCUUUAAGCAGCAAAUAAAAAGCAAACAUGGCUCUUAUCUCCCAUUCAUACCUCCUGCAAUCUUCAUCAGAGACAGAUUUGUGUUUGCUGAAUGCUAAUCGGUGUUUAAAAUCAAGAUGCAGCAAAUGAUCAUGUGACGGUAACAGAGCUGAUUUUACCCAUAAAAUAGCAGAAAAUUCUAAUUAAGGUUAUUAGGAUUGUUUUAGUUGUGGAACAUUAAAGCUCACUUGUUUGCCAUCCAGUCUGAAUCUGGACCAGACUGGGUUUUUUGGAUCAAAAUAAUUUAUGUGAAGCAUUUCUUAUCCACAGAAGAGUAGAUAUCUACAUGUUGAAAAGUCAUGGACAGCUAGAAAUAAGCUUUUUAUAUGCACUUAUAUGGCUAUAUACAUUUGUGUACAGAAAACUUUUUCUUUAAUAACAGUUGAGAUAUGAGUUUUCCAGGAAGGAGUCUUGCUGUGCAUCAUUUUCUUUUUCCGUUUCUGCCAUAAAAAAUACAAUGCUCUUUUCAUGGUAGUAAGAUGUGAUGAACAUUUUUGCUUGAACCUUCUCCAAAUUUCAGACACAGCUGAAUGUGAAGAAAAAAUACAUACUAGCCCCAUUCUGUGAUGAUUUAUCUUCAUGAAGGCGCUUUAUACGCGUUUCCUUUAUUUUCUGGUCUUCAGGCGCUCCCUUUUACCUGGAAUAUAAAUCUUCUAUGUGAAAAAAGUUCCAUUAGUUACAACAAUGUAAUGUUAAUGUUUAUUCAUAGAGUCGCUGCAAAAUCACAGACUGGCAUCGUCCCUCAGGAGUCAUUCCACAUUGUGGAAACCUAAAUAUCAUCUCAGCAUUUCUAUAUAUUGUGACCUACGGAACAUCUUUAAGAAACAACAGGCUAUUUUUAUUGCAGAAACUGAAAAGUGGCAUAAAGAAUGUCUCACAAAGGUGUACGUUUAAUAAGAUAAAUCAGUAUAAAUAGAAAUGUCACAAAGAUUAUCUGUUCCUUUUCCCUGCUCUUGUCUGAAUGAACACAGGUUUUAAUUUUCCCUGUCGGUAAUCUUACAUCUGUCAGGUCUGUUAUUACACUGUACCUCCUCUCAGUGCAGCGGAGAGACGAUCGUAUCAUCUCUUGUGGGUUAUUAAGUUGAAGGACUGCACUUGAGUCAUGCUUGAGCAAAAAGUAGACACAGUUUCAUCGUGGCGCUGCAGCUUUUCAUUAGACUGUAAUUGCUCUGGUCUGAGGCAAAGGUGCAUUUAAGGUAAAUGCAUGUAGUUCACAUUCUGAGCGUUUCAGGACGAGAAAGUAUGCUGUUGCGUAGGUAGCGUUGUGUGGAAACUCUGUGCACUCAAAUAUAAAAGAGCUGGUGUUUGAGAGCAAAUCCCCGUGAGACACAGUCGUAGAGAUGAUUGCUGAAAUAAGAAAGCUGCAAGAGCUUCAUAACAGCCUCAUCCACUGCUUCCUUUUGGUCAUAUAGACACAAGCAAUAUUUGCUGCACUUAUAUGGCUAUUUUUGUGGACUGCCCCAGUUUUUCUUUACUUUUCCAGUUUUUUUUAUUGAAAAGUGACUCCUGUCUGAAACGGGAAUGCCAUUACACCACGAAAACGGCAACACCAAUUAAAAUCGGCGAGAUGUGGAGAUCAUGCGACGCUUCAUUGGGGUUAACUAUGUUGCUGACCUUUGAGUGAACCCUGGUUUGUUGAUGGUGCCCAUAUUGCUGCGUUUCCUCAAGGGGAGAAUCUCUAAGCAGCUUUUCCUCCACUUCAAAGGCAGCGAAUGUAGGCCUGCUUUGCAUAAUCAGGUGGAGAGCUGCUUUUUGCCAGAGAGGCAGGAAUUAAUUUGUGGCACCACCAGAUGUAAUCAUUAAAACCUUAGUCAUUGACAAUAAAGGGAGAAGAAGAGGGAAAAUUAGAAAAGGAAUUGUAGAACAGUAAAUGGAGUUAUAAAGCAAUGUGGAGCACAGGAUGGUGCCGAAUGCCACAGGAAAGCAUAGCAAAGCGGAAUAAUCUGAGCUCAGCUAGGAGGGUUUUUUUAUCCAUUCUGGCAACAUUCUCUGUUUGGACAUGCUGGCAUGAAGUUAAUCCUUACUUCCCUCCUAACCAUUCACUAUGUGUAUUUCAUCAUAUUGGUUGUGUACAAAACGUUGAAGUAACAUUCAGAAAUGGAUCCAAAUUUUAAGGUACUAUAUGCCAACAAAACUGCAAGCCACCUAGUUAUCUGUUUAUAGGUUUCAACAUGACACUCGCAGCCUCCGGGGGGGAUCUUAUCGUCCAGUUUCACUGCGGUCAUUAACGUUUUUAACAGCAGGGAGCUGUUUUCCAGAGA
This is a messenger RNA of Xiphophorus maculatus (southern platyfish), 4534 nucleotides long. RefSeq names its product NOP2/Sun RNA methyltransferase family member 3 (gene nsun3). The transcript is spliced from 6 exons. Lineage: Eukaryota; Metazoa; Chordata; Actinopteri; Cyprinodontiformes; Poeciliidae. The record is from RefSeq and is a predicted model, not a curated record. The coding region runs from base 523 to 2025 and encodes 500 amino acids. Gene Ontology annotation, cellular component: mitochondrial large ribosomal subunit. Gene Ontology annotation, biological process: rRNA methylation. Gene Ontology annotation, molecular function: methyltransferase activity.